UCCUGAGGAGAAACCCAUUACAAGUCUGUACGUUAUCACUUUCUAAGAACUUGACUGUUUUACUUAUGUACCGAAGGUAUCAAAGAAGCUUAUUAGGGCAUUAGUUGUCCCAAGCCUGAAGGAUUGAAACUGUAAACACAUCUCUGGAAAGGCUUUGACUCAGGCCUGGGUUGAAAAGAAAAGAAGUAGGAUAAGCAGUGAUUUGUGACUAGACUCUUUUCAUAAUUUUUAUUUGGGGAUUCUCUCCUUAAUGUUUAACCACCUUAGAAAAGAGUGACAUUUUUUCUAUAUUAAAAAGGCAAAAUUGAGUGAAAAGGCGUUCUCAUCUCCUGUACAGUUCCCCAAGUGAAUCUUCCAGCACUAGGAUCCACCUGCAGCCAGUACUGGACAGGGAGAGGGGCCGCCUUGCAAGAGCUGAACCUGCAAAUCCAAACAUUGGUGAGCAGUGAGCAUUGUGCCCCCUAAGCCACCUAUUCUCUCUCGGCCAAUGAAGAACCCAGGCAGGGGUCUGAGGGCUGUUGGGAGGAUCAGAGAUGAGGUUUAUGAGAAGUUCUUACAGAAAAAUCCAGCAGCUCUAGGGCAGACAGUGGAUUAGCCCGGACAGACCUGAGAACACCAAAGCAGCCUUCACUUCACAUGGGAUUCCUGGACACGUGAGAAACACACACACAGACACUCCAGGGCUGGGAGAGGAGGGCGGUGGUCCGCCACUUUGCUGAACAGCUGGAGGGUGAGAAAGUUCUAUACCCAUGAAUCAGCCUCCUGUAGUUCCAAUGCUUGUUCUUCAUGACCCCUGCAGCCAAGCCAUGAGGUGGGCCCUCCUCGCCAAAAAAGGCUACCAGGAGCAGGACCUGGACCCCCAGAUUUCUGUCAUCACCAAACUCAAAGGUGUUUCUGUAACCCAGAUCAAGGAGCUGGGGAACCGGCUGUGGGAUGUGGCUGACUUCGUGAAGCCGCCACAGGGAGAAAACGUGUUCUUCUUGGUGACCAAUUUCCUUGUGACGCCAGAACAAGUUCAGGGCAGAUGCCCAGAGCACCCCUCCAUCCCGCUGGCUAGCUGCUGGGCCGACCAGGACUGUCCUGAAGGGGAGACAGGGACCCACAGCCACGGCAUAAAAACGGGCCAGUGCGUAGUGUUCAACGGGACCCACAGGACCUGUGAGAUCCGGGGCUGGUGCCCAGUGGAGAGUGGUGCUGUGCCCGUGAAGCCCCUGCUGGUCCAGGCCGAGAACUUCACGCUGUUCAUCAAAAACACCGUCACCUUCAGCAAGUUUAACUUCUCCAAGUCCAAUGCCUUGGACACCCAGGACCCAACAUAUUUCAAGCGCUGCCGCUACGACCCGCGCUCCAGCCCCUCCUGCCCUGUGUUCCGUAUCGGGGACCUCGUGGCCGCAGCUGGAGGGGUCUUUGAGGACCUGGCACUGCUGGGCGGUGCCAUGGGCGUCCACGUCCACUGGAACUGCGACCUGGACUCCAGGGGCUCUGACUGCUGGCCCCACUACUCUUUCCAGCUGCAGGAGUGGACCUACAACUUCAGGACGGCCACUCACUGGUGGGAGGCCUCGGGUGUGGAGGCCCGGAGUCUGCUAAAGCUCUACGGGAUCCGUUUUGACAUCCUCGUCACUGGGCGGGCAGGGAAGUUCGGGCUCAUCCCCACAUUCAUCACUCUGGGCACAGGAGCAGCUUGGCUGGGCGUGAUCACCUUCCUCUGUGACCUGCUGCUGUUGUACGUGGAUGGAGAAGCUCAUUUCUACUGGAGGACCAAGUAUGAGGAGGCAAAAGCUCCAAAGGUGACUGCCAGCCCUGAGCAGACAAAACCGGCAUCUGCACCCCUGUACCUGGCUGCCCAGGCUCCUUAGAGGGGGCCCAGCGCCUGUACCAACGGCCAGGGCUGCUACCAGGAGCUGGACACCAAAGCCUUGGCCCUGGCCCCCGCUUGCUGGCCCAUUCCUGAGGCCUGUUCCCUGCUGUCGGGGGUCGGGGCUGGGAAGGGAGGGGCCUCGCCUUGGGAACCUCAUGGAUGGAGCCCCAGCAGGACCAGGGCAGGGAGUGGGAGAAUUCCAUCCUUAAACUCCCAGGCACACUGUCCCUACCCUGACUCUGGCCUCGGCAGGGUGCUGCCCAGGGAGCAGCAAAAGCCGCUAUUGCACAGAGACCUGCAGCGGAACAUGUCCCAGGGCGCUGGUCACAAGGGCUCCAGCUGUGUCUGGAGAACUCUCUCCCAGCUCUGUCACCAGGGCUUCCAGCAGCGGCCACUCACCAGUGGUCAGCACAGACCCUCCACUGGCCGUGCAGACUCCAGCCCUCUCCCCCGGCAGCACCCCCAUUGUAGGUAGAGCCCCCACCCUCUCAGCGCUGUUCCAGGGUCUGUGCUGCCAUAGUCUAGAGCAGGGUAGAAAGAGGUCUGACAAGAGGGCUGUCUCUGCUGCUCUGGUGCUGGGUGCCUGGGGCUCGUCCCCACCCAGUCUGGGGAGUCAUCCAUGGAAUUCAUAUUGGGGCAGGCAGAUGACCCAACCCACUAGGACCCGGCAAUGGCGCAUGCACCAGCCCUUCCCGGUGGUGGCCCUCAGACUGUGGAGGGCUGGGAUUGGGAGAAGAGGAUGGAGAAGCUGAGCCAGUGGUCACUGGGUCCUUUGGGACCAUCUGUGUGCUCCUUGGUGACACCCAGCCCAACCUCCUGGAACUUGUGGGGGUGGGGAGAAUGUAUAUCUGGAAUUCACUGCUACCCAAGGUCACACACCUAAGAACCAGCCCGAGGCAACUGCUCGAAUGAGGCCCUGUCCUUCCCUUCGAGUGGAGCCCAGUGGCCAGAAGGAAUGCCCCAAACAAAUUCCAGAGGCCCCGGCAGGCUGGCCUGGAUCUGGCUGUGACAUCCUCACAGGGUCUGAGUCCUGCCCGCUGGAGAACUCCCCAUGCGGCAGGGAGCCUACAGCUGGGAGGGAGGUACUGGCUGCAGGGGUCUGACCCUGUCUUGGCUCCAGGGCAGCGGCAGGGGUUUGGGAGGGCCCACCUGGGAGGCGAGGGGCUGCUUUCUCACGGGGCCCGGUGACCAGGCAUGCUGGCCGCUUGCCAGGGCAGUGACAUGGGCCAGCUGGGGAGGGCAGGGUUGGGGUUCAGGCUGGGCUAGCAUCUGGAACCAUCUGGCAUCUGGAGCCUCAGCAAAGCCUUGGGGUCCCUGCUGCCUCUCAAUCCCCAGAGCAGUGUCCCUGGGGAGGCAGGCCACAAAGGUCAGGGUGAGAGAACAUGGCCCUGAGGUCUUUACCGGGGCGGGGUCCCAUGUACGGGGCCCAAAGAAAGCUGAUGUAUGGCUUCAGGGUCCGGGAGUAAAGCCUGUCAACAGCA
This is a messenger RNA of Balaenoptera musculus (blue whale), 3342 nucleotides long. RefSeq names its product purinergic receptor P2X 6 (gene P2RX6). The coding region runs from base 750 to 1859 and encodes 369 amino acids. Gene Ontology annotation, biological process: monoatomic cation transmembrane transport; response to ATP. The record is from RefSeq and is a predicted model, not a curated record. Gene Ontology annotation, cellular component: nuclear inner membrane; plasma membrane. Gene Ontology annotation, molecular function: purinergic nucleotide receptor activity; extracellularly ATP-gated monoatomic cation channel activity; ATP binding. Lineage: Eukaryota; Metazoa; Chordata; Mammalia; Artiodactyla; Balaenopteridae. The transcript is spliced from 14 exons.